AUGACAAUUAAGCUUUUUGUCUAUAUAUUUUUCAUCCUUUUGAUUUGCAAAAUCGACAUUGUACGUGGUAGAAAGCUUGUUGGAAAGGCAAAGCUACCCCUUGCAUAUGGUGAGGGUACAAUUAAGAUUGGUUGUCCAACAGGAGACAUGAGAUGUGGAGGAUUACAUGAGUAUAAUAAAAAAGAACCGCUCAAGGAAAAUAUUGGAGGAAUGUUCGGGGAUGGUAUUGGAAUAAGAUAUGUGGGUGAUAAUAGAGAAAGUACUAAGAAUAUACAAGGAGGAGGAUGUGUGAAUGGUCAUGUUGUUUGUAAUGAUGUUAGUGGACAAAAUAGAAACAAUAAGUACAAAAUCUAUGUCAACAAAAAUGGCUACCCAAACAUUGAAAACAACGAUGUUACCAAUCCUAAGUUAACGGAUAACAGAAAUAACACAAAUGACAAUGGUAGCCGCAAUAAUAUCGGAAACAGAAGCGGGAGCAAUAAUGGUCAAAUCAAUGGAAACAUUUUCCGAAAUGGCAAUGCAACCGACAACGGUGAUGGCGGUGUCAAUAAUAAUAGCGUUGGAAUUGGAGAUGAAAGUGGAAAGGGUAACAACGCCAACUAUAGAGAAAGAUCUCAUCCAGCUCCUGGUUCAAAGUGA
This is a messenger RNA of Lactuca saligna, 639 nucleotides long. The record is from the annotation of a GenBank genome assembly. Lineage: Eukaryota; Viridiplantae; Streptophyta; Magnoliopsida; Asterales; Asteraceae.